AUGGAUUUAAUUGAGAACAAAUUAUAUCAACGGAAUGUUAUAGUGAUUCUUGAAGAUCCUGAAUAUUUUGAGUAUGAUCUGUCAUCACUUGAAUAUCCUGGCAAUCUUACACAUGUCCCUAUAUGGGAGAUUGCCAUUAAAAUAACUUUCUAUAGUAUCAUAAUUAUUUCUUCUAUGGUGGGAAAUAGUUUAAUAUUUUUGGUGAUUGCGCGCACAAAACGCAUGCAGACAACUACAAACUUUUUUCUCGUGAACCUAGCGGUAUCUGACCUUCUGGUGAUCGCGUGUUGUUCUUGGGUUCGACUCGUCGAUGAUAUAACAGAAGGAUGGGUACUGGGCAAUGUUUUCUGCAAACUCAACUCGUUUGCUCAAGCCGCAUAUUCACCUCAUGAAAUGUGUAUUAUCAUUGUCAUACCACACAUGAGUGUCGUUAUUAUGCUGAUAACAAUUUUGGCCACCUUUGGCCUGUGCUGGUUACCCCUUGAAAUUGUUAUAUUAUAUUCUGAGUAUUGACCAAACCAGCAUGAACAGCUACCGCAUUGGUACAGCAUUCUGGAGUUUGUAUCCUACACGCUUGCUUUCGCAAACAGCACCCUGAAUCCACUCAUAUAUGCGGGUUUUAACGAGAACUUGAGAAAAGGUACACGGAGCAUUUUUACGUGGAGGAAGCAAGAAUGUUAA
This is a messenger RNA of Dreissena polymorpha, 681 nucleotides long. Its product is annotated as neuropeptide FF receptor 1-like. Gene Ontology annotation, biological process: G protein-coupled receptor signaling pathway. Gene Ontology annotation, cellular component: membrane. Gene Ontology annotation, molecular function: G protein-coupled receptor activity. NCBI's taxonomy places the organism in Eukaryota, Metazoa, Mollusca, Bivalvia, Myida, Dreissenidae. The record is from RefSeq and is a predicted model, not a curated record. The transcript is spliced from 4 exons.